UUUUAAGCUCGUUCAAUUCGUUUUCAGCUUUCAUCAAGUCGUGAUCUAAGCUGAUCUUUGUUUUGUGUUAAUUGUUUCAUGUUUUAAGAGAAAAAAUAAAAAACGACAAGUUAAAAUCAAUAAACUUGCAGUGUCAAGUGUUUAGUGUGGGGCGGUUAAUAAUACCACCAAAAAGCCCAUUGUUCGCCAAUAAGAAACCAAAUGGCCGCAAGAUUGCGGAGAAAUGUGCGAGACAAACGCCACCAUGGAUGUGGAUAUCGAUAUGGAGGGCAAAUGUCGUGGCAUUUGUGCCAGCUGGCAGCAAUGCUAUUGCUCCUUUGCCGUGCGCCUACUGCCGCCCCGUCGGGAUCAGCGCACAUGCGGUGCAAUGCAGACCAAUUCCAGUGUGGAGACGGAAGCUGCAUCUUACAGGCGAAGAUGUGCGACGGACGUCGCGACUGCCCAGACAACACAGAUGAAUUGGAAUGCGACUACAAGAUGUGCCGUCAGCCGCAUUGGUUCCCAUGUGCCCAGACACAUGGAGCCUGCUUGGCAGCUGAACUAAAAUGCAAUGGUGUUGAGAAUUGCCCCGGCGGUGAGGACGAAUUGAAUUGUCCCGGUCGAUUUGGUAGUUCGCGUCGCCUCAAUUGCAGUUUGUUUGAGUAUAUGUGUCAAGACGAUCAUAGUUGCAUACCCUUGGACUUUAUGUGCGAUGGCAAACCGGAUUGCCCAGAUAGCUCUGAUGAGUUGGCCGGAUGCAAGCAGUCGGCUGCCAGUUGCACAACGGGUCAUGUAUGUGCGAAUGGGAAAUGUCUGAAACAGAAGUCAUGGGUCUGUGAUGGCGUCGACGAUUGUGGCGAUGGAAGUGAUGAACAAGGUUGCGGGAAUCUCUGCCAGACAGAGCAUGGAAAAUUCCUUUGCCGCAAUCGGCUCAAUUGUUUGCCACUUAGCCAGGUAUGCGACGGCCAUCCGGACUGCUCGGAUAACAGCGAUGAAUCUGAAAGUUGUCAUUCGAAGCCAGAUUGCUCAAGCAAACAGUGUCCGCCCGGAGCCAAAUGCCAUAUGAUGCCAGCGAGUGGGCCAGAAUGUUAUUGUCCGCAGGGUUUUCGAUUGAGCAAUUUCGCCUCAAAAUGUGAAGACAUUGAUGAAUGCCAAGGACCAAAUGAUGGUCUCUGCAGUCAGAGUUGUGAGAAUACCUCCGGAGGAUAUAAAUGCCUCUGUGACGAUGGCUAUGAGUUGGCCUCGGAUAAUCGCACGUGUCGUGUCUCCUCGGAAGAGCCACUGCUUCUGUACACCACCCAAAAUACGGUAAUGGGCAUGCACAUUAAAGGAAUGGGUCAGCGCAGUCAUCUCAUGAAGUUGGCUGGAAAUUUGACCAAAGUCAUUGGCGUGGCCUACGAUGGACGGCAAAUCUACUGGACGAAUAUACAAAACGAAGGCGAGAGCAUUGUGAAAGCCAAUCCAGAUGGAACGAAUCCGCAAAUUUUGCUCACUUCUGGCCUGGAUGCCCCCGAAGAUUUGGCUGUCGAUUGGUUAACCCAGAAUAUCUAUUUCUCUGACAAUAUAAUGCGUCACAUUGCCGUCUGCUCGAACGAUGGACUGAAUUGUGUGGUUCUGGUCACCCAGGAUGUGCAUCAACCGCGGGGAUUGGCCCUGUGGCCAGAGCGCGGACAAAUGUUCUGGACAGAUUGGGGUGAUAAGCCAAUGAUAGCACGCGCCUCCAUGGAUGGCACCCACUCGAUGCCCCUUGUGACCGAAAACAUACAUUGGCCCAAUGGCAUUGCUCUGGAUAUGCAUCAACAGAGGAUCUAUUGGGUGGAUGCCAAACUGGGUAAUGUUCAGACAGUGCGUCCCGAUGGCACGGGCCGUCGCACAGUACUCGAUGGUAUGCUUAAGCAUCCCUACGGCCUGGCCGUAUUCGAGGACGAGCUCUAUUGGUCGGAUUGGGGCACAAAGAGUAUCCACGUAUGCCACAAGCAGACCGGGAAACAUCAUCGCAUCGUGGCCAAGGAUCGUUCCGUCUUUGCUGUUCAUAUCUAUCAUUCGGCCAAGCAGCCCAAGGUGAAGCAUGCCUGUGAAACGGUCAGAUGUUCGCAUCUGUGCCUCCUGGCCCAAGCGGAUGCGGGUGGAUACAGUUGCGCCUGUCCCGAUGGCAUGCAAUUGGCCGAGGAUCAACAGAGAUGCGUGAAAACGGAGAAACGUCAGCGUCUCUUCAUUGGCGUGCACAAUAUCAUUUUGGAAAUCGAACAUACAUCGUUUGGACGCCAUUUGGUUUCUGCCUCGCACACCUUGCCCUACUAUGCGAUCAGUGAAAUGGUCUACAACAAUGUCAAUGGUUCACUCAUCCUAGCCGAUAAUAUGAAGCGACAAAUCUUCGAAUAUCAUCCGAAUGAGAACACUCUAAAUACAUUGGUUUCCAACAAUUUGGGCAAUGUCAGUGCCCUGGCCUUUGAUUAUUUGAGCCGGAAUCUGUAUUGGGCCGAUGCAGAACGUCGUGUGAUUGAGAUACUUUCGCUGCAAACGAUGCAACGGGCUGUCAUUCGAUUCUUUCAGGGCCAAGAGUCACCUAUUGGCUUGAGUGUAAUGCCCACUGAGGGUUAUCUUUAUGUUGCCCUCAAGGCCAGACGUCAUUCUCAUAUUGAUAAGCUGCCGCUGAGUGGACAAGGUGAACAGGUUCAUGUCUUUGAAGAGGAUUUGGGUGAUGAUGACAUCAAAAUGGUUGCCGAUCCCCUUACACAUACGCUCUUCUGGUCGGACAGUGAUGUCGGACGCAUUAUGUUUACGGACUACCGCAAGGCCCAGGCCCAAUUGUUCCGCGGCAAGCUGAGACGACCCUACAGUCUGGCCCUGGUCCAGCAGGAUCUCUUCUGGAGCGAGUUGGGCACACCGGCCAUUUAUUGGACCCACAAGACCAACAUGGGCCCCAGAAAACGCAUCGAUGUGGAGCCAACCAAAGGUGCACCAUUGAGUCCAUUGCCAGCACGUAUACCAAUCGCUGCCAGCAUGUCGUCUAGUUUCGCUCGGCAGGAUCAUCCCUGCCAGCACCAGAACGGCGGUUGCUCACACAUUUGUGUGGGCGUGGGACAACAUGUUGAUUCUGUCAUUUGCCUCUGUCCGCCGGGUUUUGUAUUCCGUGAUGCCAGCAAUCGCAGCUGCAUUGAGAACUUGGAUUGCGAAUUCCGUUGCCGCAGCGGUGAGUGCCUGACCCAAGCCCAUCGUUGCAAUAGCCGUCAGGACUGUGUAGAUCACUCGGAUGAGGAGAACUGCGAUGCGGCUGAAAAGCCAACCAAAUCAGCGAUGUGUACAGCGAAUCAAUUCACUUGCCACAAUGGCGAGCAAUGUUUGCCCAAGAAGCAAAGAUGCGAUGGCAACAGCGAUUGUCUCGAUGGUUCCGAUGAGCAGCAUUGUGCCCUGUUUGAUAAGACAAAGGAUUGCCAUGAGCAUCAAUUUGCCUGCGACAAUGGCAAAUGCGUCGAUUCCAAUCUCGUGUGCGAUAAUGUCAACGAUUGUGGGGAUAACUCGGACGAAAACAAAUGCAAGACCCCGGCUAAAUGUGCCUCCGGAAUGUUCCAAUGUAAUGGCGGAUCCUGCAUAGCCGCCAGCUGGGAAUGCGAUGGCCGUAUCGAUUGUACUGAUGGCUCCGACGAGCAUGAUAAAUGCGCUCAUCGUCAGUGUCCGGAUAACAUGCAUCGCUGUCAAUUGGGACAGUGCUUGGACAGGAAACUAGUGUGCGAUAGCCACAACGAUUGCGGCGAUCACUCGGAUGAGCUGAAUUGUGGUGCUCAUGGUCUUGGUGCGGUCAACAUCUCGUGUCCCGAUCAUUUGUAUCAAUGUGCUAGCAAUUUGAAACUCUGUUUCGACCAGGCUGUGCGCUGCAAUGGCACAGCCGAGUGUCCACGUGGCGAGGACGAGGCCAAUUGUGGGGAUGUCUGCAGCAUCUAUGAGUUCCAGUGUCGCAGCGGUAAUCAAUGCAUACGCAAGGAGUUCCACUGCGAUGGCGAGCGGGAUUGUGACGAUGGCAGCGAUGAGGUUUUAUGCGACAAUCAAAAGGGACAACACAAGAAUCAGAGUGCGAUCGAGAGCUGGUCAACGGCCAGGCGAACAUGUCGGCCGCAUCUAUUUGAUUGUCAGGAUGGCGAUUGUCUGGACAUGUCAAGGGUGUGCAACAACUUCAACGAUUGCCUCAAUGGCAACGAUGAGGGUCCUCAGUGUGCCACAGCUUGCCGGGCCAAUGCGGGCGGACGCAAGGUCUGCCAGCACAAGUGCCGGGCCACGCCUGCGGGGGCCGUGUGUAGCUGCUUUGAUGGCUAUCGCCUGGACAUCGAUCAGCGCAGCUGUGUGGACAUCGAUGAGUGUGCCGAGCAGCAACCGUGUGCCCAGCUCUGUGAGAAUACCCGUGGUGGCUACCAGUGCCAGUGCCAUGCGGACUUUAUGUUGCGUCAGGAUCGCGUCAGUUGCAAGAGCAUUCAAGGUGGCGGCUCCUCACUCCUCUUUAGUAGCUACAAUGAGGUGAGGAAUUUCAGUGAUCAGCCAGUUAUGCUAUCGGUGGCCUGGUCGGCCAACGAUUCACGGAUUAGUGGCUUUGAUUUGGAUAUGAUCAGGGAGUUGGCCUACUUCUCCAGCGAGGAGCAGGAUGCCAUCUAUCAGAUUGAUGUCCACACGCAUCACAUCAAGCGAGCCCUCUCGUUGAAAUCGCCAACCAAAUUAUCGGUUGACUGGACAACUGGCAAUGUCUAUGUACUGCAUGGAACCAUGGGCGGAGGCAGCAGUUUCUCGCAUCAGAUCAGCGUAUGCAGUUUCGAGGCCAAAAUGUGUGGACGCAUUAUCGAAAUGAGAGCAAAGAAUCAAAUGCAUCUCAAGCAUCUGGCCGUCGAUGCUUACCAUGCUCGUCUCUUCUAUGUGGCCGUACGUCUGGAUCGUUUUGGUCCAUCGACCAGUGAGAUGUACAUGUCCCGCCUGGAUGGCAGUCGUCAGGAACUGCUGCUCCACAAGCCAUCUAGCUAUAUAACAGCCCUGGCCAUUGAUCCGCAUCAGCAACAUUUGUACUACACGGAUCUCCACAAUCGUCGGCUGGAGCGUUUGAGCUAUGUGAAACGAUCGGGACCCAUACGGAAACCUGAAGUUCUUUUGCAAAAAUCGAAUGCCAUUGUCCGACCAUCGGGCCUGAGUGUCUACGAGAAUCAGGCGUAUAUCAUCAAUCUGGGAUCCACCGAGGCCGUUCAAUGUCGUCUCUACGGCAGUCGAACAUGCCAUGCCAUCAACUUGAAUGUCCUAAAUGCCCAGGAUAUUGUGAUCGGUGGCAAAUCGCGACAACCCCGACGCACUAGCAAUCCCUGUGAGAUGGCCCACUGUCAUGGGAUGUGCCUGCUGGCCGAUUACGGUUUCGAGUGCAUGUGUGGCAGUCAGGUGGUUGCCGAAACGGAGAGAUGCCCGCAUGGCCUUAAUCAUGAACUGGAGGAUUGGCCGGGUUCGGCUGCCAAUCGUCUGGAGAAGGGAGGCUUACAUUUUGGUCGAAUAAUGAUCAUUUUGGUGCUCAUUUUGAUUGUCGGAUUGACCGCUGGGCUGGGUUAUAUGUACUACCAGUACAGGAAACGUGGUCAUAAGGAUCUCAAUAUUAACCUGCAUUUCCAGAAUCCGUUGGCGCGGCUUAAUAGCAAAACUAUUGAAGAGGCGGAACAACAACAACAACAGCAACCAGGAACCAUCGGCUAUGGAACCAGCACAACAACAUCGACAUCCUCCUUUGUGCCCGAGCAAUUUACUCGGCCGACUCUCAUGCAACGUUUAUGGCCAACGAAGCAGUCAGCUGUCUCGGGCACGGUCACAGCGACGGCCAAAUACAAUGGCGAGGAAAUGGUCACCGAUAUUCUUCUGGAGAACACAAGGGGAAGUGAACUACAAGCGAUCCACCAUGGACGGACUGCACGGUCCAGAGGAGUCGGAGAGGGAUCACCGCUCAUCAUGGUGGGCGACUCCGAUGAUAAUGCCACCUUAUGCGGAGACUACCCAAGCGAUGAUGCGCAUGCACGACUUGUGCCAUAAAUAGCUUUUCAUUUGUCCCCCUUCCCUCCCUCCCCACUCGAAAUUUUUCUAUCUGUUCUUAAAUGUAAGUGUUGAUUAAUUAUUCUUCCAUUUUUUGGUUUUUUUUUGUGUAUUUAUUUGAAAUGUUUAUCAUGUAACAACAAACAAAGCAACAUCUUUAGUCUACUUUUAAAAUAUUAAAUAUAUGUAUUCAAUGUAAA
Drosophila willistoni is the source of this 6221-nucleotide messenger RNA. RefSeq names its product putative vitellogenin receptor (gene yl). Gene Ontology annotation, molecular function: calcium ion binding; protein binding. NCBI's taxonomy places the organism in Eukaryota, Metazoa, Arthropoda, Insecta, Diptera, Drosophilidae. The coding region runs from base 202 to 6021 and encodes 1939 amino acids. The record is from RefSeq and is a predicted model, not a curated record. The transcript is spliced from 6 exons.